GAACCAGGAGCUCCUGUUGGGGUAAGGAGUACCCUGCAGAAGUUUGUGUUCUUUGAGGUACUGAGGACUUUGGAAAUCCUAAAUGGCCAAGCUACUGCAAUCUCCACCCAAGUUCCUUCCCGCCGAGUGGUAUAUUGCUAACAAAAGCCAGUACCACAGGGCAGAGGCCCAAAGGUCCCGAUCUGAACGCCUGGUGGCAGAGAGCCAGAGGCUUGUGGAAGAAAUUGAGAAGACCACCAGGAAGUCUCAGAGCGAUGUGAACAAGAAACUUGAGCAGAGACUUGAAGAGGUCAAGUUCUGGAAGAAGGAGUUGGAUGACAAACUCGAACAUCUUGUGAACGAGACAGAAGAUCUGCUCACAUACAAGAUUCGCCUGGAGAGAUCCCUGGAGAGCUACAAGGAGCCCCUGCAUAUCACGGAGAAGUGCCUGGCCUACAGGGAGAAGCGCGUGGGCAUAGAUCUGGUGCACGACGUGGUGGAUCAGGAACUGCAGAAGGAGGCUGAUAUCAUCCACGGAGUCAUGAACCUGCUUACCCGCACGGUGGAAGAAGCAACAGAGCAGAUCAGGCUGAACCGCUCUGCCAAGUACAAUUUGGAAAAGGAUUUGAAGGAUAAGUUCACGGCCAUAACUAUUGACGACAUCUGCUUCUCGCUCAACAAUAACUCACCAGAUAUCAAAUAUUCUGAGAAUGUUGUGAGAAUUGAGCCCAACUCAGUGAGUCUGGAGGACUGGCUGGACUUCUCCAAUACCAAUAUGCAGAAGGCAGACAAACAGCUGAACAACUCGAUGGCGCUGAAGACCCUGGUGGACCAGAUCCUGUCCCAGACAGCUAAUGACCUGCGCAGACAGUGCGAAGUGGUAGACACGGCAUUCGUCAAUGGGCUGAAGGAGACCAAGGACGCCAGGAACAAGCUGGCUGAUCAUCUGGCCAAGGUUAUGGACGAAAUUGCUUCCCAGGAAAAAAACAUCGAGGUCCUUGAAAAUGCCAUCACUCAGCAAGAAGGACCGGCUAAGGUAGCACACACACGCCUGGAGAACAGGACCUACCGGCCUAACGUGGAGCUGUGUCGAGAUGUCGCUCAGUAUCGGCUGAUCAGGGAGGUUCAGGAGAUCAAGCAUAAUGUUGCCAGGUUAGAGGAGACCUUGGCCCAGGCUCAGAUACAGUUGAAGGCUCUGUUCCGCAGGCAGCUGGCCCUGCAGGAGGAGAUCCAGGUUAAGGAGAACACCAUCUAUAUCGACCAGGUGCUGUGUAUGGAGAUGAGGAAGUCCAUCCCACCUCGAGACGGCGACGACCAUGGGGCCUGGGAGGGGGGCAUCCGCGCAGAGGCCAUCUGCUGAUACGAGCCAUUCAGAUCCUUAUUAAACUGUAUCAUCAGA
Molecule: messenger RNA, 1378 nt
Organism: Rattus norvegicus (Norway rat)
Lineage: Eukaryota; Metazoa; Chordata; Mammalia; Rodentia; Muridae
Gene: Tekt1
Product: tektin 1
Exons: 8
Coding region: 83-1339 (418 amino acids)
Biological process (GO): flagellated sperm motility; cilium movement involved in cell motility
Cellular component (GO): axoneme; axonemal A tubule inner sheath; cytoplasm
Source: RefSeq, marked provisional